Galeopterus variegatus (Sunda flying lemur) is the source of this 757-nucleotide messenger RNA. RefSeq names its product sphingosine-1-phosphate lyase 1-like. Bases 63 to 461 code for a protein of 132 amino acids. Lineage: Eukaryota; Metazoa; Chordata; Mammalia; Dermoptera; Cynocephalidae. The transcript has 2 exons. Gene Ontology annotation, biological process: sphingolipid catabolic process. Gene Ontology annotation, cellular component: endoplasmic reticulum. Gene Ontology annotation, molecular function: sphinganine-1-phosphate aldolase activity. The record is from RefSeq and is a predicted model, not a curated record.
CUGUCAAAUACAAAAUACCUCUUCAUGUAGAUGCCUGUCUGGGGGGCUUCCUCGUCGUCUUUAUGGAGAAAGCAGGAUACCCACUAGAGCAACCGUUUGAUUUCCGGGUGAAAGGUGUGACCAGCAUUUCAGCUGAUACCCAUAAGUAUGGCUACGCCCCCAAAGGCUCUUCAGUGGUGUUAUACAGUGACAAGAAGUACAGGAACUAUCAGUACUUCGUUGAUGCAGAUUGGCAGGGUGGCAUCUACGCUUCCCCAAACAUCGCAGGCUCACGGCCUGGUGGCAUUAGUGCAGCUUGUUGGGCUGCCUUGAUGCACUUCGGUGAGAACGGCUAUGUUGAAGCUACCAAACAGAUCAUCAAAACGACUCGCUUCCUCAAGUCAGAGUAUGUGUGGAAGACUGGGAUUCUGCCUUGUCUCUUGUUUUUCUUGCUAGUAGGCUCAGGGCAUCUGCCUGGCUAAGUACCCAUAGCCCUAGCCCAUUUGCCGUCUCCUGAGAAACCAAGGUUCUGGACUGCGGCUUAGGAAUGUGGUGCUGGCCUAGGAGGAUAAGCUCCCUUCCUCUGCUGUGACUUUUGGAGGGUCUUCAGAGACAGGGGUUUCAUUUGUAGGUCAGCUCAUCUCUUAAGGAUGUUUUAACAACUGGCACUCUUACCCAGUGCUGAUGUACAGUUUAGUGGUUAAGACGGUAGUUUCCAGACGUGAGCAUGUACCCUAAUCACCUGGAACGCUUGUUAAAACACAGAUUGCUGGUCCUG